AUGCACUGUGGCAGUCUGGACGACACGGCGACUCGCUUAGCGUCUAAUGUUGAGCCUUUACUGGCCGAAGUGCGCGCUCAUUUACUACAGAAGGAACCAGAUCGUGCGCGUGCAACUUUCUUGCGUCUGACUGAGCUCGAAUCGCGUCGCAAAACAUAUUUAGAGGCGACGUUGCGUGACUUCUACGCUGCUGGAUUGUUCGACAUUCCUGUGUUGCUCACAUUCCUUGAAGUACUUCCGAACUGGCAUUGGACAUUAGAUGGAUGUGCUGUGUUACACAGUGUGAACUCUGCUUUACGGGAGCCUAGUAAUGGUGCUGGAGGUGGCGGUAAUGCGUUGAGAGCCCUUGAAGCGAGACAGCUCAAGGUUCCACAGUUACCAUUAGCAUUUUUUUUGCUUAAGCUUAUGAGUCAUUUGGAAGGUAGUGCUCGUGUACGAGCUGAAAGUUAUUGGUAUGCAUGGGUGAAUCCAACGCUGCGUGCAGUAGCAAGCGGACAGUCUUUGGAACUUAAGAUUCUUUCGAGAACAGGACGUAGUGAAUACCGACAGGGUGAUUCGAGCAAGGAAGAAAUGAUGUACGCAGCUGGCAAUGCUGGGACGUUUGAUAAUGACCGACGCAACGCCUUAUGUUGGGUUGGAGAUCGUAGCGAGACGGAUGGAGCUGUGUGGCCGAAUGAUAAAGAUCGUACAAAAGCUCAAUGGCGAUUAAUUCCGUCUGAUGUCCAUACAGACACGUUUUUGAUUCAAAAUGUACGAUGGGACGAAUAUCUGUACGCUGCGGAUUAUGCUAAAUUUAAAAAAGAUGCACGAGGCAAGUCAAGAAGUCGCGUAUUUACAUGGCGAAAACAGAAUGAACCACCUGGACCGGCUGGAAAGUGGCAACUUGUAGCUUUAAGUGUCGAAGAAAGAGAUAUUUUUGCACUAUAUAAUCCGUACCAACGGGAAUUUUUGUACGCACCGACUGCCGAAAUGUUGGACAGUAAGAGACGUCAUGUACUGACUCGAGCGGCACCUGAUGGAGCUCGUGAAGCCUCAAGUACAGAGGGUGGAGCCAUGUGGUGUGCGUGGCGUAUCACUCCAGCUCAACAAUCGUCGAUGGAGCGAGGUGUCGAGGCAUUCUUUGCCAGAAAAUACCCAGUGGCAGUGGAAGAAUUGACAAAAGCACUGGACGAAUUGCCUGAUAAUACCGAACAUGUGAAGUGUUUUGCGUACCGUAUGACAGCAAAUCUGCGUUUAAGUCGCUUUGAUCUUGUUGCACCUGAUUUUCGGGCUAUUCAGAAACUUGGUGGUGACAAAGCAGCAAUUUUUCAUGGUUUGGCACAUUUAUGGGAGGAAAAUGCAAGCUACUUGGCGGCAAUGGCAACGUUAUCACCAGAACUACAAAUUCAGGCAAUGGAAAUUACGACUUCGCAUGAAAAUCCGUUUUAUAUGCGCCAUCAAUUAUCCAAAGGUGACGAUUAUUUUGUCCGACGAGACUUUCAAGCUGCAAUUGUGUGUUACCAGGAGGCUGCAACGUGUAGUUUAACGUCUUGUGUAUCCGAUCAUGGCAGUAAAGAAGAUUCGGAGACAAUAAGGCAGCGUGUUCGUGCCUAUGUUUCGUGUGCCAAGUGUUUUUUUGCACUUGACGAAAGUGAUAAUGCGUGGCAAUAUUUGAGUAUAGCACAUGAUAUCAUUGGCGUAUCGGUUGAAAGCGAGGCUGCGAUUUAUCUCUGGAAAGGCAAAUGUCGUCGAGCUCAAAAAAUGUACGACGAAGCACUGGAACUUCUUGAAAAAGCAUUUGAUCGAGCAAGUGCAGCAUCAGUAGCCUCAGUGUGUUUGCCGACUACACCUAUAUCGGCGGCGGUGCUGAAGCGUAGUAUUUUAAUGGAAAUGAAGGUUGUUGGACUUUUGCGUCAGGGCAUUUAUGAUACAUUGCUUUCAUCAGACAAACUUUGCAACGCAAUUGAUAUUGUCGAUUCGAAGGAUGAAAAUGGAGUGAUUACCGGUGGAGAAACUGACAAAACGCUGACUCAAAUGAUGGAGCUUUUUCACUGUCCGCUGAGCUUGGAGCUGAUGGAUGACCCAGUGACGACACCCGAUGGCAAUUCGUACGAACGCUCACUGAUUGAACAACACCUUGAAGUGAAUGGCUGUUUCGACCCUUUGACCCGAACGCCUCUCACCAAGUCACAACUUCAUCCAAAUCGUGCUUUAAAGCAGCUGAUGGAGACAUUGCUUAGCAACCAUCGGCUUGGAUUGUUGCUCGCAUCAUGUUCGACUUAA
Messenger RNA from Plasmopara halstedii, 2262 nucleotides. RefSeq names its product stip1 homology and u-box containing protein e3 ubiquitin protein ligase. The coding region runs from base 1 to 2262 and encodes 753 amino acids. Gene Ontology annotation, biological process: positive regulation of proteolysis; proteasome-mediated ubiquitin-dependent protein catabolic process; protein polyubiquitination. Gene Ontology annotation, cellular component: cytoplasm. The transcript has a single exon. Gene Ontology annotation, molecular function: protein-folding chaperone binding; ubiquitin protein ligase activity. The record is from RefSeq and is a predicted model, not a curated record. Lineage: Eukaryota; Oomycota; Peronosporomycetes; Peronosporales; Peronosporaceae.